This is a messenger RNA of Caenorhabditis briggsae, 525 nucleotides long. It is a transcript of the gene Cbr-rgs-2, whose product is annotated as Protein CBR-RGS-2. The transcript is spliced from 6 exons. Lineage: Eukaryota; Metazoa; Nematoda; Chromadorea; Rhabditida; Rhabditidae. The coding region runs from base 1 to 525 and encodes 174 amino acids. The record is from RefSeq and is a predicted model, not a curated record.
AUGCAAUCGAGUAAAAUUUUUGCUACUCACAAAACCUGUCUGCAAAAUCUAUUUUUGUCAGAAAAAACAGAUAACAACGUUCCGCAUUCUUCCAGAGUCACCUACGAAGUCGUCUACGGAUGGUCUCUUUCGUUUGAAAAUCUCAUGAAACAUCGCUGUAAGAAAAAUUCCAAACUUCUCUCUCUCUCCAAUCAUUUAACUAAUUAUUUCCAGCUGGACAAAAGUACUUCGCCGAGUUUCUCAAAGGGGAGUACUCUGAUGAGAACAUACUUUUCUGGCAGGCAGAAGGCUCGCAUCAUCUACGAAGACUUCAUCUCCAUCCUCUCGCCAAAGGAAGUCUCCCUGGACUCACGCGUUCGUGAGAUCGUUAACACCAACAUGGGACGUCCAUCGGCUUCCACCUUCGACGAUGCUCAGGGACAAAUCUACACUCUCAUGCAACGCGACAGUUACCCACGUUUCUUGGCCUCGCCAAUCUACAAGGCCUGCGUUGCCAACUUUGGAGUCCAAGAGGAGGCCGUUUAA